This is a messenger RNA of Entamoeba dispar SAW760, 747 nucleotides long. Its product is annotated as 26S proteasome non-ATPase regulatory subunit, putative. Gene Ontology annotation, molecular function: protein binding. NCBI's taxonomy places the organism in Eukaryota, Evosea, Mastigamoebida, Endamoebidae. The transcript has a single exon. Bases 1 to 747 code for a protein of 248 amino acids. The record is from RefSeq and is a predicted model, not a curated record.
AUGAUCCUGAGAUUUGCUGAUGAAGCUUUACCUAAUAGUCAUAUUAAUUUGUUUCAUUUUAUAAGAGACGGAAAAAUAGAAGAUAUUAAAAAGAUGAUUGACACAGACCCUGUUACUUGCAAAACAUAUGUUGAUGAUGACCAAAGAACAUUAUUACAUUGUGCUUGUGAAUUACAAAAUUAUUCUUUAGUUGAAAAAGUUCUUCAGAUUUGUGAUAAUAAAAAUCCUGUUGAUGAAAUGUUAUUUACUCCAUUACUUGUUAGUGUUGCAGGUGCUUCAAUGAGCAAUGAAUUAGAUGAGUCUUAUAAAAUUAUUCAAUACCUAAUUGAACAUGGAGCAGAUAUUACAUUAUCAAAUAAAAGAAAAGCUAACGUAUAUCAUUUUGCUUGUAGUAGAGGAAGAAGAGAUUUGGUUGAAUUGUUUUUGGGUAAGUGGAAAGAAGGGGCUUCUGCUCGUGAUAAAUAUGGUAAUACUCCUCUACACCGAGCUGUAGCUAGUGGAAAUAUUGAAUGUACAAAACUAAUUGCAAAGAAGACACAUACAAUUAUUGCUCAAAAUUCUAUGAAAAAGACACCACUGCAUAUCGCUUGUGAAGAACAAAAUAUUCCUAUGAUAAAGGCUGUGAUUGAUCUUGGUGGAGAUGCUGAUAUUGUAGAUGAAGACGGUAAAUUCCCAUUUGAAUUCAUCAGUGAUAGAACAGCAUUUAAAGAGAUUUGUGAAUAUUAUAAAGCGAGCAAAAAACAUUGA